Molecule: messenger RNA, 2010 nt
Organism: Penicillium chermesinum
Lineage: Eukaryota; Fungi; Ascomycota; Eurotiomycetes; Eurotiales; Aspergillaceae
Product: Transcription factor
Exons: 4
Coding region: 1-2010 (669 amino acids)
Biological process (GO): regulation of DNA-templated transcription; DNA-templated transcription
Cellular component (GO): nucleus
Molecular function (GO): zinc ion binding; DNA-binding transcription factor activity, RNA polymerase II-specific; DNA binding
Source: RefSeq, a predicted model, not a curated record
AUGUCUGUCACCCGGCGAAACGGUCAAUUACCCUCUUGCGAGCCAUGUCGGAAGUCUAAACUCCGAUGCGACCAUGUAAAGCCCUUGUGUGGCCGCUGCGUUCGGCGCAAGACAGAACACCUCUGUAUCUACCACCCAGCACCAUUAACGCGAUCCCCAUUGGACAGUUCGAGGCGCCCGAGUGCCUCCAAUACACAGGCUUCGUCCUCAGGGGCUAAAUCUACCGACUACCACAGAGGACCGUGGUAUCAUAAGAAAGCCUCGCUGACACCCGGCUUCCUUGGUCUUACAAGUUAUUCCGAGGCAUAUAACGACAAUGCCAGCGAUUUGAGAAUGGAGCAUCCUUCUCUGACUCCGGGACCGAUCCCCGUGGAUGAGCACAAUCUAAAGACCGGCGCUCGCGCGCUUUUGGUGCUGAAAGACCUCCCGCUGUUUCGCAAGUUGAUCAGUACUCGCUAUAAGAUGUACGAGGGAUACACGCUGGGGAAGCCGAUCGCAUAUAUGGUGCUCAAUGGCAUGGAAGAAAUGUGGAAUGUAGCACACAGGGAAGAGCCAGAAGAAGCGAAAUGCACACUGCUUCUCUCCCGGCAACUUUUUGAAAGAACCACGCAGCCGUUUACCAUCACCCCCGAUAUGUCGUGGGCGGAAUUCGCAUCAAUGGCAAAUGGACGCUGGGAGGCAGUCGGUCUUUUGAUGACUAUCGUUGGCAUAUCAACCCGAUCUUCCAUUCCACCUAGCCAAAUCGAACCACCUUGUGCGGAUACAGAUAGCAUCGCCGUUGCAGCAGCCGGAGUGGGGGAUCUCUGUCUCCAAUUUUGCGACAGUGCUGGCGUAGUCAAUGAUAUAGUAUGCUGGCUGCUGCUUUAUCAUAGCAUGCUUCUCACCAUAGUCUAUGGCGACUGGGACUACCGCCCAUGGAGAAAAAUAGGCGAGCUAACGGCCUCAGUCUAUACGAUUGGGAUGCACCAAGAGUCCCCCGACCUUCCAUUUUUCAUUCGGGAGCUACGGAGACGUACAAUGGCAACUGCAUACACUUUCGACAAGGCGCUCGCGUCGUUUCUUGGUCGUCCACCCCUUAUCCCCUGGAGAUAUUGUAAUUUCAACAUGCCUUUAGAUCUCAACACAGACGAGGUCGUUGCCGAGCCGUCGAUGCGAGACGCUGCGAUUGAGACGCUCGAUGAGCAUGGCUGGAAUAGCAACGGCUAUCUUGAUAGAGGUGCAAGCGUGCGCGUCUUCCUUUUGACCAGUAUUUCCCGCGAGAGAGUCCUCGAGCUCUCUCUCGACAAUCGAACAGAAGGCUUCGCAGAGAGAGUUGAAGAAUUAUCAAAGCAGUUCUCCGAGCAGUAUCGGAACAUGCCUGCUUACCUCCACUGGGAAAAUAGGGCGCAGUAUGAACAGCCACAGGUGGCAGGUCGAUUCCUCGUUCAUGACCUAUAUCUUGAAUUUCUAUACAAUGAUUUUCUCUUACAUCGAAUUCUAGCCAAGCGAACAAACACGCAAUCAGAGAGGGGAGUCGCCAUCUCCUUGGAGAUCUUGAAUGCCAUUAUUACCGCAACAUCAUCAAUGCAUCGAAUUGCAACAUGGAACCUUUGCAAUGCCGGGAUACCUUCAGCAGGUGUUCUCUGUGGGGAGCUACUGCGUCGCUCUCGAUCCCAAAUGCCCUAUGCCUAUGAGUUCCCCCGCUCAGAGAUCAUCCAGAAAUUGAGCAUCUUUGCCUCCCAUCUAGAAACAAUGGUUGGUCCCAACGAGGGCAAUUAUCAAAUCGCUCAACAGGGCCAGCGAGCCAUUCGGCAUGUGUUGGAUCAGAUACUUUCCGCCCCGAACGCGACUCCGGCUCCCUUGACGGCCCCAACACCUAUCUCUGACACUGAUAUGAGUGCCGGGCAGGAGGUGCUGUGUGCGGAGCUGCUGGACAACAUGGACGUUGGCGAUCGAGUGCAGUUCUUGCAUUGGCUGGAUGGACGAGCCGACACUCACGAGCCGUGGCUUACGUGGAUGAACUUUGGCUAG